Alligator sinensis (Chinese alligator) is the source of this 633-nucleotide messenger RNA. Its product is annotated as endonuclease 8-like 2. Gene Ontology annotation, biological process: base-excision repair. Gene Ontology annotation, cellular component: nucleus. The record is from RefSeq and is a predicted model, not a curated record. The transcript has 3 exons. The coding region runs from base 1 to 633 and encodes 210 amino acids. NCBI's taxonomy places the organism in Eukaryota, Metazoa, Chordata, Crocodylia, Alligatoridae. Gene Ontology annotation, molecular function: nucleic acid binding; DNA-(apurinic or apyrimidinic site) endonuclease activity; DNA N-glycosylase activity.
AUGUGCUCUGCAGAGCAGCAGGGCUGUGGAGGAAAGGUCCAUCCCAGGUGUCUCCCGUUCCUACGUGAACGCACUCCCGAUGAGACUGAGGUUGGUGAAGGCUACCACCUGCUGGCAGUGACAGGGGGCUUCCUCAUCUUCUACAACUGCCGAAUACACUGGCACCCCUCACUGACUGCCAAACCCACCAUUGACAUCCUGUCUGCUGAGAUCCAUCAGGCGCAGGCUUUGCAAACCCGUUGCAGGCUCGUGUCUGUCUGCUACACCCUUCUGGACUGGAGAUAUUUCUGGGGUCUGGGGAGCAUCAUGACGAAUGAGAUCUUGUACUUGGCGAAGAUCCACCCAUUAUCACAAGGGUCCCUCUUGGCUCCCUCAGAUCUCGAUGCCUUGCUUCAUCAUGCCAUUCAGUUCAGCACCCACUGGCUGCAUAAGAAACUGCACGGGAAAGGAUUACACCCUCUGAUCUACCAGAAGGAGCAAUGUCCUCUUGGGCACAUGGUGAGGAAGGGAACUCCUGGUCCCCUACAUUACCUUCAGAGACUUACCUGGUGGUGCCCUCAGUGCCAGCCUCAUAUGCCAGCAGAAAGCAAAGGUCAUCCUCCUAUGCAUACCACUACAUCUUCCAUCCUUUAA